GCACGAAGCGGCCAUGUUUGUUUUGAUAUCACUGGAAACAUUUAUACCGUCUCCCGUGGUUUCGUAGUUUUCGUUGAAACUAUUCAGUUUUUCCCGGCUGCUGCUGACUUUUCCAAGUUUUCGCUUAAUUUCUAAGUAAACGACGACCCGGCAGCCGAGCCUAAACUAAAUUCAUCGAUCAUGGAUGUUUCUAAACUGAAGGUUGCGGAAAUUAAAAAAGAGCUGAAAGACAGGGGCCUGAACACAGUAGGCAACAAACAGGAGCUGCUCACCAGACUUCAGGAAGCCCUGGACGCCGAGGAAAUCGGUCAAGUUGAUGAAGACGAGCAUUUAAACGGAGCGGAGGAGGCGGUGGUUGACGAGGUGGAGGACGUCAAAGAGGAAGACGCGACGGCCGUCAAGGAGGAGAAACAGACCAAGAAAAUCGUGCUAAAACGGCAGGUGGAGUUCCCCGAAGAAGCCGUGGUGGCGAGAGCGGUGGCGCCAAAGCAGGAAAUCACUGGCCCUGACGCCGGGGCCAUCGCCAGCAGCGCUAAGAGCAGCCUGACGCCCGAGGAGCGGAUGGCGCUGCGGGCCAAACGCUUCGGCCCCACGGAGACGACGCCGGCCGCGCCAGCGGCCCCCACGCCCGCCGCGGCCGCGCCCAAGACGGACGUGGCCGAGCCGGCGGCCAAAAUAGCCAAGGUGGAGCUGAGCGACGAGCAGAAGGAGCGGCUGAGGAAGCGGGCCGAGCGCUUCGGCACCUCCGUGUCGCCGCUGAUCGAGGUGGUCGACGCCGAGGAGAAGCGACGCCAGCGCCAGGAGCGAUUUUCCACCGCCUCCGACCCCUCCGACGCCGCCCCUGCUGACGCCAUCGGCGUAGCCCCCGUCGUCGAGCCGGCGACCAUCAAGGUGUUGAGCCUCGAGGAGAGGAAGAAGCUCAGGGCUGAUCGCUUCAACAAGACGUGAUCCCUGACUCCCCUCCAGCCGCGUGCAUGCGUUUCCAUUGACUCAAGAUCGUAAAAUAUUGUGAAUGUUUGCGAAUGUGUUUGCAGGUCAUCUUUGCUUUGAAUGCAUUUCUAGGGAGGUCCCUCCCGACACACUGAAAAUGCCAAUAAAAAUUCUUAGGCAGAAUCAAAUUAUGGAUUUUUGUCGAUUUUUUGCGCCUGCA
Cloeon dipterum is the source of this 1150-nucleotide messenger RNA. Its product is annotated as SAP domain-containing ribonucleoprotein. The record is from RefSeq and is a predicted model, not a curated record. The coding region runs from base 181 to 948 and encodes 255 amino acids. The transcript has 3 exons. Gene Ontology annotation, cellular component: nucleus. Gene Ontology annotation, biological process: poly(A)+ mRNA export from nucleus. NCBI's taxonomy places the organism in Eukaryota, Metazoa, Arthropoda, Insecta, Ephemeroptera, Baetidae.